AAAGAUGACCAAUUGUCUCAUUAAUUCGUUCAUUAAUCACAUGCACCGUACUUUCAUAUUACUGGCUUUUAUAUACCUUUUCGUCUCCAGACUUCUUCGGUUUGGUGAAUGUUAAAGGUGAUCGAUUCCGAGGCUGGUAAUGUUGCUGUCCGCCCACUCCGCGGUGUUUUUGGGCAUCCUGCUGUUCAGCGUGACGGUACAGGGUGUCCGAUGGGGUAUCGUGCAUAACUGCGAGGAUUAUUAUAUUGAGGUGCACAUUCCUCGCACCCUGGUCACAGAGCCACUGAAAAUUGUCGGUGAGCAUGGCUAUGCAUUCAAGGUACGCAAGAUUGCACGACAUUGUGGAUAUACACUGACCUCUGGCCAGGAUGACAUGUUGGUGUUCAGGGCUACUUACUAUGCCUGCUUUAUUAAGAAGGAGCAAGGUUUCUACAGUCUUGAGUUAAAGGUGGGGUCAAUAAGGGUCCCAGUAAUUUGUGAACUUGGCCAUGACUUGCUGACAAAUUAUACUACCUGGGUCUCCCUGAAUAGCUCCAGGGCUCCGGGAUCAAAAAUUGUCAUAAGCACAACUAGAAAUAUAGAGACAACAAACCAGACAAAUUACAGUAUCUCAAGAGAUCCGAGUUUUAAUCUACAGUGUGGAGAGCCUGAAGUCUCGGAAGCCGAAUGUGUACGCAUGGGUUGUGCUUAUGAUUUAGUGAAAGAUGGUUCAUCCUGUUUCUACAAAUAUACUGGUUGUUCAGCUGACGGACAUUUUGUAAUAGUGGUGAACAGAAACUAUACAAAACCUCCGCUUAGUCUCUCAACUCUGCAUGUAUCCAGUGGUCAAGGAGUACAGUGCCAGGCUAGAAGGAUGACCUUAGACUUGGCAGUGUUCCAUUUCCCUGUGAACCAAUGUGGAAGUAAAAAGCUGACCCUAAAAGACCGUAUCAUCUAUCAAGUAGAAGUCGUUGCUAAGAGGGAAAUUCUGCUUUCCAGCAACUUCUCCAUUACACUGGACAGCAACUUUAGAUUCUGGCUAAGCUGUUCAUAUAAAGCUAGUGGAGAUGUAGCCAUGAAAAGCUUUGUGAACCCCAUGACCUUCCUUGAACCCAUCUCCGAGAAAGGGACUGUCCAGCUGCAACUUAAUUUUGCUAGAGACAGGUCAUAUACUUCCUGGUUUAAUACGGCAGAGUUUCCUCUUACCCGAUUUCUUCAAGAACCACUUUUAUUUGAGGUCCGUCUCGUCCAUCAUGAAGACCCUAAUGUGGAGCUAGUUUUGGACAGCUGCUGGGUGACCUCUGAUCCAAAUCCAGCAUAUGAGGUUUGGUGGCCUCUUCUUGAAAAUAGCUGUCCUGUUCUGGGUGAGAACUAUCUGCCUCUGCUCCAUGAAGUGCACAUGGCCCAAAAGGUCAAAUUUCCUUCUCACCACAAGAGACUAGAGAUGAAGAUGUUUGCUUUUGUUAACCACACAAGUGGAAUUCCCUUGAACCAACAGCUUUUCUUCCACUGCAGGGCAAUGCUUUGUUCAUCCAUCAGGGGGAACCAGUGUUCCAAAAACUGCAGCCACAACUCAUAUGAGUCCUAUACGCAUAGAAUGAUCAAAAGGUCCCACAUCUCUUCAGUGCUGGUUUCAUCUCAGGGUGCAGUGCUGCUUGUGCAACAGGAAGAUUCUCUUAGUGUGCAUAAAACCAGUUCAUCUCUGCAGUGGAGAGGGCUGCUUCUUCAAACAUCUGCUGUUCUGUUCUUUGUGGUCGGUAUUGUUGGAACACUGCUGGUGGUGAAGAAGUUCGUUCAGAAAUUCUGUUCCAGAUUAAUAGUUCAGACUCCUCAGUUAUAUUCUUAAAUGUCAUUUGAGAUGUGUGCCAUUUUUACACUACAUUAUGGAAAAUCGGAAUAGUGAAUUGUAUUCCAAGAAGUAGUAAUCGCAUAAGCAGUGGAUAUGCACUUGCCAAGGUUUGAUUUUUAAGGUGACUGAGGUCGUCAUGGGAUGUUUGUCCAAGGCAUCUUUUGCUAAUACUAAAUGUUUUUCUUUCAUAAUGUAUUUUUUUUUGUAUUAACUUUUGUUCUUUGCUUAUGUUAUCCACUGUUUUGUAAAGAGAUAGCUGAAUUGCUAUAAAAGCAUAAUUGCAUCCAGAUGACUUGGUUACCUCCUAUCCAUUAAGUAUGAUGUCAGAAAUGAAUUUGUUAAAAGAACUGUGUGUGCUUUCCCAGAGAAGGAGAGAAUUCACAAAUGGGUGACAUCACCUUAAAAUACUUUGACACUAUUAAAAUGGUCACUUGGUUAGGCAUAAAAUACAAGGUACAACUCUAUUCAAAACGUUUCAAAAAAGUAAAAGUGAACUUUUUGUUGGCCUAGAAAUGUGCAUCAUAAAAGUCAUUCUACUAAAGGUUUUUUGAGAUUUGCCCAGAAGUAAAAUUUUAUUUCCUGUAAUGAAUGCACAUUUAGCUAAAAUUGCACGUUUCCAGGUGUACUUUUUUUACAUUGUAGAACACUGGCCUAUUCAGGGGCCCUGCAUUUAUACCAGUUUCCUCUCCUACUAGUCCCAAUUUUUGAAACGAGUCUCUGCAAUGGAAUGGCGCCCCAAGGCUGUUUCCUGUCUUGUUUGGUGCUGUACAUGAAACAAAUGGGUCCAGUAAGACUGCUGACAGAUUGGAAUCUACUAAAUUCAACUAAGAUUGCCUGGGCCAGAGUUCCCUGCAGCAUCAAAUAGAAACCAAUUUUGAAUAUGAUGCUAGUCCAUCACAUGGUAAAAACAAAUCCAUAGUUGGUCAUCCAAGGGUCAAUUUAAAGUUACUAUUUAGCUUUCACAUUUGAUUGUGGGAGGAAGACUGUAGUCGGGGUACCGAUUCAUCACCACCCCAAAACUUCAAUGUGUCCAAACUUUGCAUUCAUUGCAUUAAAAUGCAAGAUGUCAUCCUUGUUUAGUUUGUUUUUGGCACUUGGUUCUCCGCAUAUAUUUGGUAACAGAUGCUUGUCUGUAUCAGGCUAAGAGUUCUAGACUUCUCUAAAAAAGCCCAUGAUUUCUUGAUCAAAAUGCUAAGUCACAAGGGCAGAGAAGAGCAAGUUUCAUCUGGCCUUAGCUUAAGUACUCCAUUACUGCUGGUUUUCUUGUAAACCAGUUUGUCAGAAUUGGCUUGUGCUUCCAUGAGCACCUCAAGCAAGCCUGAAAGCUUUCACAUGUCGACAUGCACAUAUGCUGCCAUACUUCAGAAAAGCUGCAAAACACAGCACUGUUUAGAAAAGGAAAAGAAAUGCAUGUUGGCCUGUCCUUGUGAUUUGCUCAUUAUAAUUGGAGACUUAAGUAAGGCACUGAAUAUUUUUGCAAGGCACUAUAUUUGCAAAAUUUGUAUAUACGGUGGUGGCUGUGUGUUAAACCCAUUACAUUUAACUUUCACAUUAAUCCUUUGUUUUCCUUAUAGGAUCUAGAAUUUAUUGCAAAUUUAAGGUUUAUUGCCCGGAGGAAAAAACACGACGGAGUACAAAAGAGGCUUUCCAAUACUAACAAUCAUUAUGUAUUAAAUGGACCAAGUUUAAGGGUAAUAAAAUGUGGUAAUAUGAGAUUUAAAUUUAUUGAAAGUUUUAACUUUCUCACCAGGGUAACACUGGGUAACUUAGCCAGUUUAUGUAAAAAUGUUAAGGUUUUUCAAUUAGUGUAUGCUAUGGCAUGCUAUGAGGAAUCCAAUUGCUAUAUUGUGUCCAACAGGGGACACUUGCUUCCUACUUAUUGUGUGUGUUUAUUUAAAAAAGUAACUUGUGUAUCCCAGCUCCGAGGGCAGAGCUAUUAAGACAAGUAAAUUUUAAUUGCUUUUUAAUGGUGUCUUAUUAUCCAUAGGUGAGCUAUACAUUCCAAAGGGUAGUUUUCAUCUAUUUAGUACUAUUGAAAUCCCCCUCUUCAGAGCUAUCCAAAAAUAUAUUUUCUGAACUCCUUAUCACAACUGGCUACAUGCAUGGAAAAGCAUUUUUAUUUCCAAAAAAAUUUGCUACUUUUAUGAUCUCUGCUAAAGACAAGAAAGCAAUCAAUAUUCACAUCACUGUAAUAAAGAUCACAUUUAUUUUAACUAUUAACAACUUUGGAAAUGCUCAUUAAUAAUAAAGUACAACAGCUCAGAAAUUAACAGCUUUCAUAUUCGGAAACCUGUUCCAUUUUGUGA
Molecule: messenger RNA, 4134 nt
Organism: Erpetoichthys calabaricus (reedfish)
Lineage: Eukaryota; Metazoa; Chordata; Cladistia; Polypteriformes; Polypteridae
Product: zona pellucida sperm-binding protein 4-like
Exons: 11
Coding region: 140-1825 (561 amino acids)
Biological process (GO): prevention of polyspermy; binding of sperm to zona pellucida
Cellular component (GO): egg coat
Molecular function (GO): structural constituent of egg coat; acrosin binding
Source: RefSeq, a predicted model, not a curated record